AUGUAAUAAUUCAGAGGAAAAGCUGUUCUGAAUUUCACAACCCAAAUGGGGCUAUAUGGGAUUCACCCAGUAUGGGGGCUUAGUUGUUUGUCGCGGGCUCUUCAGAAAGGUCGCUAUGGAGCGGAAAAACUUUAGUGCGGAAUAUUUUGAAAAAGCUUUGGCCAAAGCUUACGGUUGCGAAAAAUUGAGCGUGGAAAAUUGUAAAAUCGAAGUUGUGAACCAGAGCGGCGAGAACUUUUGCAGCGUUAUCUAUAGAGUGGCCUUACAGUUCCGCCGAUCGCCUGAAGAUGUUUUGGAAUCAGGAAAAUAUAUACUUAAAGACCUACUGCCUUCAGUUGCCGAGCUGGGCACAAAUGAGAAACAGAUGUUUGAGGAAUUUCUUCCAGAAAUGACGAAGAUUUUAAACAAAUGUUCAUCUGAAUUAGGGGAACGCAAAUUAUACGCUGAAUGCUUUCUGACUGAAACCACUGCCGGAAAAGAAAUCUACCUCCUAGAGGAUUUAGGCGAUUUGGGCUACACCUCGUUGGAUCGGUUUCAAGGAAUAUGCCUAGAAGACGCCAAAGUUUGCCUGCGAAAGAUGGCGCAAUUUCAUGGCGCUUCAAUGGUUUUGUGCCAGGAACAACCAGAAUUUUUGGAUAAACUUUCGCCUUCCGACUAUGCUAAAGGGCUUUCAGACAAUUUUGCAAAGGCUCUGGUCCUAGACGGCGCAGAAUUUGCCGCCAAUUUUUUCGCUGAUGAACUACCAGAAAUUGCACGGAAAAUGAAUGCCCAAAUACCGGACACAUAUGCACGAAGAAUACAAGAUAUUGUCAAUCCAAAAAACUCAAAAUUCAAUGCGAUUGUCCAUGGUGAUGUUUGGGUUAAUAAUAUUAUGUUCAACAGGCCUGAAGAAAAAGCCGUACUGGUUGAUUUUCAAAACUGUUUUUGGGCCAGUCCGGCAAUCGACUUGCACUAUUUCUUCUACACCAGCUUGCGGAUAGAAGUUCUCCUCCAUCGAAAAGAUGAACUUUUAAAAUACUAUUUUGAAAAUCUAACCAAGACCCUCACCCAUUGUGACUUUAUUGGUGCCAUACCGACCUUUAAUGAUUUGAAGCUUGAGAUGGAACGAUGUUUGUUUUAUGGAUAUUACGCCGUUUGCUGCGAACUUCCUAUAUGUUGCGCCUCACCGGAAGCCAGUACCGACUUCAAUUUACUUCAUUUAAUGGGAUAUCCAGAGAAGAUGCUGGCGAAACGACAUGAGUUAUUUAAAUCAGAACGAGUACGUGAAACGGUCAAGACCAGCCUAUUGGAAUUCGAACAGAGAGGACUACUGGAAACGCCUUAAAUAUAAUGCCUAAUGUUGUUGCAUUUUUUGUUAGUUAACUUUGUUGAUUUUACUAAAAACUGACUGCACUUUACAAUAUUA
This is a messenger RNA of Drosophila ananassae, 1405 nucleotides long. RefSeq lists its product as uncharacterized. NCBI's taxonomy places the organism in Eukaryota, Metazoa, Arthropoda, Insecta, Diptera, Drosophilidae. The transcript is spliced from 3 exons. The coding region runs from base 56 to 1324 and encodes 422 amino acids. The record is from RefSeq and is a predicted model, not a curated record.